AUGAACGGAACAGAGGGUCCCAACUUCUAUGUGCCCAUGUCCAACAAGAGUGGGCUGGUGCGCAGUCCCUUUGAGUACACCCAGUAUUACCUGGCCGAACCCUGGAAGUACUCCCUGCUGGCCGCCUACAUGAUCUUCCUCAUAAUCACCGCCUUUCCCGUCAACUUCCUCACUCUCUACGUCACCAUCCAGCACAAGAAGCUCCGCACUCCUCUGAACUACAUCCUGCUCAACCUGGCGGUGGCCGGCCUCUUCAUGGUGGUCGGGGGCUUCACCACCACGCUCUACACCUCGCUGCAUGGAUACUUCGUGCUUGGGGUCUUGGGCUGCAACCUGGAGGGUUUCUUUGCUACUAUGGGUGGGGAGAUUGGUCUGUGGUCCCUGGUGGUGUUAGCGGUGGAGCGCUACGUGGUGGUCUGCAAGCCUGUGAACACCUUCCGCUUCGGGGAGACACAUGCUGUGGUGGGCGUGGCACUGACCUGGAUCAUGUCCCUCACCUGUGCUGUGCCACCGCUGCUGGGCUGGUCCAGGUACAUCCCAGAAGGUAUGCAGUGUUCCUGUGGGAUUGACUACUACACGCCAAAGCCCGAGAUUAACAACACGUCAUUCGUCAUCUACAUGUUUGUACUGCACUUCACAAUCCCACUGAUGAUCAUUUUCUUCUGCUACAGCCGCCUGCUGUGCACGGUCCGGGCGGCCGCAGCGCAGCAGCAGGAAUCGGAGACAACCCAACGGGCUGAAAAGGAAGUGACCCGCAUGGUGGUUGUCAUGGUGAUAUCCUUCCUGGUGUGCUGGUUGCCGUACGCCAGCGUCGCCUUGUACAUCUUUGCCAAUCAGGGUACUGACUUCGGGCCUGUGUUCAUGACCAUCCCAGCCUUCUUCGCCAAGAGUGCCUCCUUUUACAACCCUGUCAUCUACAUCCUGCUUAACAGACAGUUCCGUAACUGCAUGAUCACCACCCUGUGCUGCGGGAAGAACCUGUUCGGUGAGGAUGAGAGCACUACUGCCUCCUGCAGGACACAGACCUCCUCUGCGUCCACCGGCAAGGUGGCUCCUGCCUGACGGCGAAGUCGCGAGCCCUGACUGCCAACCAGACACCAGCUGGCCAAUUCUGCCUCCCUACUGCUGCACACACACACACACACACACACACACACACACAUUGGUUUGUAAUCAUAUCUUUGUGGGGACUCUCCUUUCAUUUCUAUAGGGAAAACUCUAAUCCCAACAUGACAACCUUAACCAUAAGUAACCAAACAAAAGACGACAUUUUUAGUGUUUUGAUUGCAUUUACAGAUCUUUGUGGGGACCUGAAAAAUGCUCUCUACAACAUCAAAAAGCAGGUUUUUUUAUGACAUUGUGGGGGAUAUUUGGUCCCCACAAUGAAAUAUAAACUUAAUCCACACACACACACACACUAGUUAAUUCUAAAGAUACGCGAAAGACCGCCCUGCAUCAUUAUGUAGAAAAGCUAUAUAGCAUUUACAGUAUACAACAUUUCCAUAGACAAUAAUUCUGGCUGAUCUUUAGAUCUUUGCAUGGGAAAUAAAAUUGAUGCUAGAAUAUAAAUCCAUUUUUAGAGGACAGUCUGAUCUUAUUAGAAUAGUAUUAUGUUAAAAUGCAAAAUACUGUGAUACUGGGUAAGUUAGGGGAGGAAUCCACCGUUUGCCCUGUAAUGUGAAUGUACAAGCAGCAAAGAAGGGAAGGUUAUUACACGGCUGGGAAGGAUUUAAAUCGAAUAAAAGCAUCUUAACUGUG
Brienomyrus brachyistius is the source of this 1758-nucleotide messenger RNA. RefSeq names its product rhodopsin-like. Gene Ontology annotation, cellular component: photoreceptor outer segment; membrane. Lineage: Eukaryota; Metazoa; Chordata; Actinopteri; Osteoglossiformes; Mormyridae. Gene Ontology annotation, biological process: G protein-coupled receptor signaling pathway; visual perception; phototransduction. Gene Ontology annotation, molecular function: G protein-coupled receptor activity. The record is from RefSeq and is a predicted model, not a curated record.